Wasmannia auropunctata (little fire ant) is the source of this 1062-nucleotide messenger RNA. RefSeq names its product ribosome biogenesis protein TSR3 homolog. Gene Ontology annotation, molecular function: rRNA small subunit aminocarboxypropyltransferase activity. The transcript has 4 exons. NCBI's taxonomy places the organism in Eukaryota, Metazoa, Arthropoda, Insecta, Hymenoptera, Formicidae. The coding region runs from base 54 to 857 and encodes 267 amino acids. The record is from RefSeq and is a predicted model, not a curated record. Gene Ontology annotation, biological process: maturation of SSU-rRNA.
UUGAAACGCAGCCCAGCAGCGCGCAGAGCGCGCUUAGGUGGGUGCUCGAAAAAAUGUCGGGACGCAGAAGGAAGGACAAGAGCAAGCUGCUGGAGAGGAGGCCCCGUUACGUUCUCGGCAAGGAGCAGAGGUACAAUGACAUGAGGGACAGGGAGCCCGUGGAGUCCGACAAGGAGAACGACGAGACAGCGACGACGGCGGACGAGUGGCCGCUACCGUUCCCCGUGGCCAUGUGGGACCUGGAGCACUGCGACUCCAGAAAGUGCACGGGCAGGAAGCUGGUGAGGCACGGCCUGACGAAGCUGCUACGGCUGGGCGCGCGAUUUCCAGGCCUGUGCCUCACCCCGCUGGGCGACAAGUGCGUGACCCCGAUGGAUCGCGAGAUCGUGGAAACGUACGGCUGCGCGGUCGUGGACUGCAGCUGGUCGCGUAUAGACGACACCCCGUUCAACAAAAUGAGGACCGCCCAUCCUCGCAUACUGCCCUUCCUGGUCGCCGCCAAUCCGACGAACUUCGGCAAACCGUGCGAGCUGAGCUGCGUCGAGGCGAUCGCGGCCGCUCUAAUUAUAACGGGAUUCCCGGGCGAGGCUGCGGUGUACCUUGACAAGUUUCGCUGGGGACACUCGUUCCUGAAGCUGAACGGCGAGCUGUUGGAGAAGUACGCCCGUUGCGCAAACACCGAAGAAGUAAUAGCGGUGCAGGACAAGUUCCUGAAGGACGCCUGGCAGGAGAGGAUAGACCGACUUGCGCUUCCUGACUUUCCGCAAAGUGAUACGGAAUCUGAAGAAGAGGAGGAUAAAGGAGAUGGGACGGCGAUGUCCGAAAUAGCUAAGGAACUAGCUAAUGCAAGAAUAUAAAGUACAAUAGCUAAUGCAAGAGUAUAAAGUACAAUAGCUAAUGCAAGAGUAUAAAGUACAAGUACUGCAGCUGUUUAACGCGCUCAAGUAAUGCAGGCACUUUUACAUACGUAAGCAUUUUGUACAUUUGUUGAAAUGACUAUAUUAUGUUAUAGAUUCGUAAUAUAUAUAUGUAAAUUAUACAUAUUAAAGAAAUGGGAAAGGA